AAAAUCACCCCUUAAAAUUUUGCCCACCUGUUGUCGAACACCCUGUAUAUCUACAUCUGUAUGUGUGCAUAUAUCUUCUGCGUGAUUCAUUUGCAAAUUCAUUGAUUUGUUUCUUUUCCACAAGAACGAUAUAUCCAAUAUAUCGUACUUUAGUACGAUUACUUUAGUAUGCAUGUAUAUAAAAUGUAAUAAUUACAGAAAUCUAAUUAAAACAUGUUUUAUCGAUGUUAGCAAAUCAUGCGAGCAAGCAUUAUCGUGGUUUUGGCUUUUGCCACUGGGAUUGUCGUGGUAUCAUCGAGAAAUCACAAUUAUUCUCAUUUCGUAAAACAUCAUGCAAGACCGCGAGUGAUUCGAGGCUUUAAACCUGAAUACAUGUCCACGGCAUACGGUUUCGGGAAAAGACAAAGUACCGCUGACGUUCCAAAACUUAACAAACGCGAACGAAUGCUAUCCAUACUUUUACAAUAUUUUCCGCAAGGAUUUCCUGCAGAACGAUUACUUCAGCAAAUGAAAGGAAAUCCAGAUUUUAAUACAAAAUUAACACAAUUAUCGACGGAUGAACGUGGAGAUUUAUUGUCAGCGAUGGAUCAUUCUAAUUCGAAAGAACUAACUUGGCUAUUUUAGACCUAUUAUUGUAUGAUCGAGUGAUGUAUACAAUUCCUAGUUAUACGUUUUAGUUUAAAUAAAUCUAUAAUGUUAAAUGAAAAUUAUUUAACAGCUAUAAUAUACGUCUUUAUUUGUUUCUUCAAAACUACAUUUUCCAAAUCUCGUCAAGUAUAAUAAAAGAUUUAUUUAAACAAUAAUAUAUAUCCAUUAGAUAUGCGCGAGUAGCUGAAUGCUUCUAAACAAAUUCAAAUGUAACAUAUGUAUAUUUACUUAUGUCAUGCGUAUCCAUACAUACACAUUUAUUUACCAAAAACUAUGAUGGCUUCACCACCAAACUCGGUGGGGUCGCUGGCGCAAUCGGCAUUGUCAACCGUUUGACCUAGAGUUAGAGCGAAGUGAAAAAGUGAAACCCUCUCAGUCCUAUAGCGACCGCCGACGGAUGCGGAUGUACCAGUUAAACAUGUAUAUACCCUUAUU
Osmia lignaria (orchard mason bee) is the source of this 1083-nucleotide messenger RNA. Its product is annotated as allatotropin. Lineage: Eukaryota; Metazoa; Arthropoda; Insecta; Hymenoptera; Megachilidae. The record is from RefSeq and is a predicted model, not a curated record.